AUGUUGCUCAACAUCAAUGAAGAUGAGAACCUCACUCGCAUGGAACGAGGCGAGCUGUACUACGCUUUCUCUCCUAGACUUGUAGCCGGUCGUCGGCGAUGCGGUCAGGCUGUUGGGCGGCUCAACAGGGCGGAGGAUCCGAGUCGCCGGCAAAUCGCAGAACUUUGGAAGGAGCAACCUCUGCCUCCUGUGGCUCCCACCGAAGAGGAAGAAGACGCCAUUCUACAUGAGUAUCCCUGGAUAGAACGACCCAUCUUCAUUGACUAUGGAACGAAUAUCAAAGUGGGGAGCAACGUCUUCAUUAACUACAACUGCUCCUUCAUCGACACCUGCACCGUGUCGAUUGGUUCGCGCACCCUUAUUGGCCCCAACGUCUCCUUCUAUAGCGGCACUCAUCCCCUCGAACCAGACCUGCGAAAUGGCACCAACGGACCGGAGCUCGGUGCUCCUAUCACGAUCGGCCAGGAUUGCUGGCUAGCUGGACAUGUUAUCAUCCUCCCAGGCGUGACUGUGGGCGAUGGAUGCACCAUUGGGGCCGGAAGUGUGGAUAUCCCGCCGUACCACGUCGCAGCAGGUAACCCUGCCAGGAUUCUCCGCAAGAUUGAGCGCAAUUCCAAAGCAAAGAUGGAGUCAGUGGAGGGUCUGAAGAAGCCAGUGGCGGAAGCAGCACACAACACCCAGGGAACGAAAUAA
Molecule: messenger RNA, 693 nt
Organism: Diaporthe amygdali
Lineage: Eukaryota; Fungi; Ascomycota; Sordariomycetes; Diaporthales; Diaporthaceae
Exons: 3
Coding region: 1-693 (230 amino acids)
Molecular function (GO): acetyltransferase activity
Source: RefSeq, a predicted model, not a curated record